Molecule: messenger RNA, 2042 nt
Organism: Procambarus clarkii (red swamp crayfish)
Lineage: Eukaryota; Metazoa; Arthropoda; Malacostraca; Decapoda; Cambaridae
Source: RefSeq, a predicted model, not a curated record
UAUUGCACCAUGCUCCAACACCCAGGCUCGCUUACAGGGAUGCCUUUUUGACACACAAUCUCAAGUUUUUACCACUAACUGGAAAGCGUGCAGUAGGCCAGCGUGCGUGUGUAGUAUGCUGGUCAACAACCAAGAGGGAACAGAAAAGAAAAAUGGUGAUGACUUGGUGCACAGCGUGUCGGGUCGCUCUGUGCCAUGUCCGAUGUUUCAACGAGUAUCACAGUCUUGAUGACUUCUAAAUGUCCAAGACUGGUGCCAAAACAUGUAAAUACAGAAUAAGUGAGUGUAUAUAGUGGAAAUAAAUCAUAAGAAAUUGUUUAUUUUAUUGUGAAAUAAGACAUUUUUGUGCAAAUGCUUGUGACACUAAUAUGUGGAUACAAUAUACAAUGACAACAGUUUUAUGUUUAUAAAUCAUCUUGUGAGAGCGUAUUGAACCACACCAGUUAAAAAAAUGGGUGUAAAAUACCCCAUAGAUACUGUAAAUAAUAACGCGAAAAUAAAUUCGCGGCAACUCGCGCUACUUCUCCGUCGCGCCUGACUCACCCCGUGUGCACAGCAGUCCAGCAAAGAUCAGGCGUGACAUCAUCGACGAUCUUCUCGGCUCGUUUACGUCCACGGGUGUUUACAUGGUUGGUGCAUGAUAUGGUUUACAACUGUACUACAUAGCAACGGAAUGGCCUCAGUACAUCACAACCCCCCACACUUCUGUUAUUAAAAGUGUUUUCAUGUUGGUGGAAAUCCAGUAUUUUUAAUAUGUUGUAUGUGUAGUAUAGUGCUUGAGUACAUUAUAUUUUCAGUAAAUCUGGCAGAAAACUUAUAAUUUUAAGUAAAUAUAUAAACAGAAAAUGGAAUUACUUGCUGCAUUAGCCCAUGAUCGUGCAUUGAGAAAAGAAAGAGUUUUCAAAGAUCCUCUAGAUCCAUUAGAUAUUAGUGAUGAGCACCUUUUAAAGUACUACUGUUUUCCACGUCACGUGAUAUUAAGGUUUUGUGAUGUGCUAAAAAAUGACAUUGCUCGCAUAACUAAAAGGUCCCGUGCUAUUCCCUGUCAUACAAUAGUGUUAGUAGCUCUCAGAUUUUAUACAAGUGGUAGUUUACAAAGUGUUAUUGCCGAUUCGACUGGUUUAAGUCAGUCAAGUGUGUCACGAAUAAUAACCGAAGUGACUGAUGCUUUCUAUAGAAAAGCAGUAGCAGAAAUAAAAAUGCCAACAGAGAUGUCUGAAAUUAUAGAAACAAAGGCAAAAUUUGACAGCCUAAAUGGGUUUCCAAAUGUUAUUGGUGCAAUCGAUUGUACCCAUGUUCCCAUAAGGGCUCCAAAAGAAAGAGAAUACAUGUUUGUAAAUCAGCAUAAUUAUCACUCAUUGAACAUUCAAGUUGUGUCAAAUAGUGAACAUUUAAUAUUAGAUUUUUGUGCAAGAUACCCUGGAAGUGCUCAUGACUCCUUGAUAUGGGCCAACAGCAGACUUCGUAGCAGAUUUGAGGCAGGAGAAUUUGGCAGUUCUUAUUUACUAGGUGACAGUGGCUAUCCCCAGGAACCUUACAUCAUGACACCCUUCAAGUUUCCAGGAAACCCUCCAGAAGUGUUCUAUAAUAGGAGUCACUCCAAAACGAGAGUAGUGAUUGAACAAACAUUUGUUUUAUUAAAGUCACGGUUUAGAUGUCUUCACAGUUCUGGGGGUUGUCUGAAACAUGAACCAGAGAAAUGCUCUAAGAUAGCAAUAGCAUGUAUAUUGCUUCACAAUUAUUGCAUACAGGAGAGAAUACCCAUAGAGGAUCUCAUUGGUAAUGAUGAUCUACCCCAAAGUGAACACAAGAUUCAUAAUGCAUCAGCAAGUGGCCAGGCAGUAAGGAGGGAGGUAGUAGAGAAACAUUUCUCGUAAAAUACUCUUAAUUUGAUUUCAUUCAUUUUAUUUCAAAUAUUUCUUUAACUUUGCAGCAAAGUUAAAUUUUAUACAAAUUGUCAGUUAAAAUGUAUAAAGUAAUUGUUAGAAUAGUUAUGUGUACAACUAAACCUGUAUCUUGCAAAAAUAAAAUUAUGCAUAUAA